Messenger RNA from Coffea eugenioides, 1878 nucleotides. Its product is annotated as disease resistance protein RPM1-like. Lineage: Eukaryota; Viridiplantae; Streptophyta; Magnoliopsida; Gentianales; Rubiaceae. The record is from RefSeq and is a predicted model, not a curated record. Bases 1 to 1878 code for a protein of 625 amino acids. The transcript has a single exon. Gene Ontology annotation, molecular function: ADP binding. Gene Ontology annotation, biological process: defense response to other organism.
AUGGAGCCACUAUCUAUUGAGGAUUCGUGGACCCUGUUUUGCAACAGGAUCUUUAACGAUGGUAAUUGCCCUGGCCAUUUGAUGGAUGUUGCCAAAGGUAUAUUGGAUAAAUGUAAGGGCUUGCCCCUUGCAAUCGUUGCAAUCAGUGGGGUUUUGGCUUUGAAAGAUGUAAACAGAACAGAAGAAUGGGAGGUUGUUCGACGCAGUCUUGGGGAUGAAUUAGAAGGCUCUGGUCGGCUGGACAGAAUUAAAAGGAUACUUUUUCUUAGUUAUAAUGAUUUGCCCUGGCAUCUAAAGACAUGCUUGUUGUAUUUAAGCAUUUAUCCAGAGGAUUAUGAAAUAGGAUGCCUAAGACUUGUUAACUUAUGGAUUGGUGAAAGGUUUGUAGAAUGGAGAGAAGGAAUGAGUAUUGAAGAUGUAGCCAGGGAUUAUCUCAGUGAACUGGUUAAUAGAAGCCUAAUUCAAGUGACUAAGGUGUUUUAUGAAGGAACGCCCGACACUUGUCGAAUCCAUGACCUAGUGAGAGAAGUAAUUCUUCUCAAGUCAAAGGAACAAAACAUGGUGACAGUUACUACUGGACAACCAACGACGUGGCCGUCUGAGAAGGUACGCCGUCUAGUACUCCGUAGUAGUAGCAGUAACAACACCCAGCACCACCAACAAAGACACAAUGACUGCUUUGACCACCUUCGGUCGUUCGUUACAGUUGGAUACACGAACCUGCUACUAUCCAAAAUGUUGUUAUCUGAAGUUUUAGGGAGUAGCAAGUUGUUAAAGGUUUUGGAUUUGGGUGGUCAAGAGGCAGAGGAGGAAAUACCAAAUGAGAUUUUCAACUUGUUUCAUCUCAAGCAUCUGGACCUAUCCUGUACAAGAGUGGAGAGAGUCCCGAAAGCCAUUGGGAAGCUUCAACAUUUGGAGUUUCUGGAUUUGGGUAACACCAGAGUUAGGGAAUUACCCAUGGAAAUCCUAAAGUUGCAAAAGCUUCGGUUUCUCAGAGUAUAUCAACUAGUUGAUCCUUCAGAUGAUGAUUAUGGAUCUCACGGAUUUAAAGCUCCAACUAAUAUGGGAGGGCUUCUUGCCCUAAAAGUGUUAGACAACAUAGAUGUAAGUAGUGGAUCCACAAUAAUCAAGGAGAUAGGAAAGCUAACCCAAUUAAGAGAAUUAGGUAUUACAAAGUUAAGAAGAGAAGAUGGAAAGGAGCUCUGCUCCUUCCUUGCCAAUCUCACAAGUCUUCGGGAAUUAAGCGUUGAUUCAAUUGGUAAAGACGAUGAUCAUGAGAUAAUCGAUUUAAAUCAUCCUUCUCUUUGUUCUUCUUCUUCGUUUCUUCAAUCUCUUCGUAUGCUGAUUUUGCGUGGCCGCUUAGAAAAGAUGCCACAAUGGGUCGCUCGUCUUCAUGGCUUGGUAAGAAUAGAUUUGAAUUGGAGUGGGUUAAGGGGUGAGGAGGAUCCACUUGAUUCCCUCCAGCAUUUGCCCAGAUUGGGUGAAAUGAAUUUCUGUGGAUCUUACCAGGGAGAAGGGUUGUGUUUCACGGCUGGAGGGUUCCUAAAUCUCAAGAGGAUGCACCUAAAGGGAAUGGAAGGGUUGAGAUGGAUGAGAGUGGAGGAGGGUGCAUUGCCUCAUCUCCAGAAACUAUAUUUGGAACAGCUUCCAUUACUGGAGGAAUUACCAUUGGGUAUUCAGCACUUGAGCCAGCUUCAACGACUGUCUUUGUAUGAGAUGAGUUCUCAUUUGAGAGAGAUGCUGUUAGAGAAUCAAAUGGAAGAAAGUGAAGAUUACGCAAUAAUCGCACACAUUCCUGAAAUUCUCAUUGGUUACUAUACAGAUGACCGGGAAUGGAGAGAGCGCCAGCUAUGGGAGGAGAAGAAGAAGAAAACAUAA